AUGCCGUUAGUCAUCGCCCUUCCUCAGCCCGCCCGCCCGCCCGCCAUGCCCUCGCUCGUGUCCCCCAAAGUGCGCUCUGCCGUCUCGUCCCGUCGGUCGGUCUCAGGCCGCUCCGUCCGCAGCAGAGCCUCGCAGUCCACCCGCACCUCUGCCACGCGCUCGACCGCCCCCUCGAGCGCCUCCGUCUCCCCUGCGCGCACGCCUGCCGCGAAACGCGACACUAACAUCACCAUCAGACAAAGUCGCUCCCACAAGGGCAUCGACAUCCGCGUCGACAACCACACCGGCACCUACGCCGACGACAGCUACUCGGACGAGAGCGAGCUGUCCGACGAGCGCUUCCACAGCGACGACGAAGAGGAGUACACCGACGACGACGACGAGGAGGAGACGAGCUGGGACCUGAUCGAGGACGAGAUCCAGCCCUCCGACUCGGCCUCGCGGCCCCAGCACGCCCGCCGCCACCCCUCGCACCGCGCCCCGCCCGCCCCGCCCGUGCCCGCGGCGCCCUCUGCGCCCGUCGCCGCCCGUCCGCGCACCUCGCGCCGCGCCUCGUCGCGCCACGCCGUUGCCGCCCCCGACCCGCACUCGGCCCAGCACAGCAGGAGCCGCAGUCGAGGGCCCGAGCCGACCGCGCACCGCCCCCGCCGCCGCCGCCACCCGUCCGCCCACCAGCAGCCCGACAGCCUGGGCGAGGAGGACACGGGCGACGACUACCCCGGCUACCCGCCGCCGCCGCACCACGGCGCGCCCCCGGGCCACCCCAGCGCGCAGUGGUCGCACGUCCAGCCCGCGCCCGGCUAUGCGCCCAGCACCAUGUCGCACUACGACCACCCCUUCUUCCACCCGCCCGCCGCCGCCUCGCCCGCGGGCCAGGUAGUCGGUCCCGGCUACUACGACCCGCACCGCCAGAACGGCUUCAGCCCGCAGCAGCCCAACCCGUUCGCGACGGGCCCCGACUACUUUGGCGGCCCCAACGCGCGCGCCGGCGGCAACCCCAACCGCCGCUCCAUGGGCGGCGCGCCGUCUGCCUCGUCCGACGCCAUGAUGCCCUAUGGUCACCAGCCGCCCAUGGGCGCUCACCCCGGCUACCCGCAAGGCUAUCCGUUCCCCUACCCAAUGCCGCCGAUGGGGUACCCGCCAUACCACCAGCACCACUCCCCUCCCCCAGAAGACCGACCACGUCGAUCUAAGCGAGGUACACCGCGACCGCAAUCUUCUCAUUAUGAUUAUUCUGACGACGAUCACCAUCAAGCUCCUGCACCGCCUCCCCCUCCGCCCCCCAUGCCCGUCGCUGUUAUUCCUCCACCACCUCCCCCUCCGCCGCCACCGCCGCCAGACAACGCCAAGGAGAACGCCAUGCUCGAGAAGCUGAACGCGCUGCUGCUGGGCAAGGAAGAGGAGGAGCGCAAGAAGGAGGCCGAGGCGCGCAAGAACGCCGAGCUGGCCAAAUUUGACCGCCUGGAGAGCCUGCUCAUCGCGCAGCAAGAGGCCCAGAUCGCCAAAGACAAGGCGAAGAAGCAGGCCGCCGAGGACGCGUCCAGGGCGGCGGCUGAUGCGAAGAAGCGCGGCGACGAGGACAAGCUCGCCAGCCUCGAGAAGCUGAUCCUGGCCCAGAAGGACGAGCAGCUCAAGCGCGAGGCCGCCGCCGACGCAGCCCGCAAGGCCGCGCAAGAUGCAGCAGACGCCGAAGCCAAAAAGGUCGCCGAGGAGAAGAAGGCGCAGGCCGAGGCCGCCGCGCUGCUGCUCGAUGCCGCCAAGAAGGCCCGCGAGGAGGCGGAGAAGAAGGCUGCCGCUGAAGCCGAGGAGACGAAGAAGGCGCACGAGAAGGCGCUCGCCGAGGCCAAGGCUGCGGCCGAAGAGCUGGAGAAGGCGAAGAAAGCCGCCGAAGACGAGGCGGCGAAGCUCAAGCCCUCGGAUGCGCCCAAGGCGCCCAUCAAGUUCAAGGACGCCGUGGGCAGGAAGUUCAGCUUCCCGUGGAACCUGUGCAAGACAUGGAAGGGCAUGGAAGAGCUCAUCAAACAAGCCUUCCUUCACGUCGACAUCAUCGGCCCGCACGUGCACCAGGGCCACUACGACCUCGUCGGCCCCGACGGCGAAAUCAUCCUCCCCCAGGUCUGGGAAACCAUGAUCCAGCCCGACUGGGCCAUCACCAUGCACAUGUGGCCCAUGCCCGAGCCCCCGCCCCCGAAAGAAGAGCCCCUCCCUCCCCCUCCCCCCCUCGACGCCCAGCAGUUCCUCGCCAUGCACCCCGCCGCCGGCAUGCGCCCCCAAAAACCAAAAAAGAGCUCCAAACACAAAGUCCCCAAGAUCCUCGCCGAUCCCCACGUCGUCAUGGUCCCGCCCCCGCCCCCCGGCAUGCAAGCCGGCCCAGGCCCCGUGCCCCCGCCCCCGCCCCCGCAUCCCGCGCUCGGCGGUAUGCCCGGCAUCCAGGUCCUCCCCGUCGGCGGCGGCGGCGGUAGUAGUAGCGGCAAGAAGAAGAAACCCGCGCCCGGCGGCUUUUUCGCUUGGGCGGCGGGCGGGAAUGGCAGGGCGGGUGCGGUUAAGAAGAAGAAGGCGUGA
This is a messenger RNA of Boeremia exigua, 2562 nucleotides long. RefSeq lists its product as uncharacterized. The coding region runs from base 1 to 2562 and encodes 853 amino acids. The transcript has 2 exons. The record is from RefSeq and is a predicted model, not a curated record. Lineage: Eukaryota; Fungi; Ascomycota; Dothideomycetes; Pleosporales; Didymellaceae.